Entelurus aequoreus (snake pipefish) is the source of this 1615-nucleotide messenger RNA. Its product is annotated as phospholipid phosphatase 3-like. NCBI's taxonomy places the organism in Eukaryota, Metazoa, Chordata, Actinopteri, Syngnathiformes, Syngnathidae. Gene Ontology annotation, biological process: phospholipid dephosphorylation; phospholipid metabolic process; canonical Wnt signaling pathway. The record is from RefSeq and is a predicted model, not a curated record. Gene Ontology annotation, molecular function: phosphatidate phosphatase activity. The transcript is spliced from 5 exons. The coding region runs from base 1 to 1068 and encodes 355 amino acids.
AUGCUCAGUCCUCCUACUACUUCCUGCUGCUCAGUCCUCCUACUACUUCCUGCUGCUCAGUCCUCCUACUACUUCCUGAUGCUCAGUCCUCCUACUACUUCCUGCUGCUCAGUCCUCCUACUACUUCCUGCUGCUCAGUCCUCCUACUACUUCCUGCCGCUCAGUCCUCGUACUACUUCCUGCUGCUCAGUCCUCCUACUACUUCCUGCCGCUCAGUCCUCCUACUACUUCCUGCUGCUCAGUCCUCCUACUACUUCCUGCCGCUCAGUCCUCCUACUACUUCCUGCUGCUCAGUCCUCCUACUACUUCCUGCCGCUCAGUCCUCCUACUACUUCCUGCCGCUCAGUCGUCCUACUACUUCCUGCCGCUCAGUCCUCCUACUACUUCCUGCCGCUACUACUGCUCCUGCCUGAGCAAAUUAUCAUCAUUGGCGAGAGCUACCGGAUCUACUUCCUCAACGAGGGUUCCAAGUCCUUUGUGGGUAAUCCCUACGUCUCCGCCCUCUACAAGCAAGUGGGCGUGUUCGUGUUGGGCUGCGCCAUCAGCCAGUCUUUCACCGACAUCGCCAAGGUGUCUGUGGGCCGCCUGCGUCCUCACUUCCUGGACGUCUGCAAACCAGACUUGACCACCGUCAACUGCACCCUGGGCUACGUCACAGACUACGUGUGUCAGGGACCUGAGGCCAAAGUCCAAGAAGCCAGGAAGUCGUUCUUCUCUGGACACGCCUCCUUCUCCAUGUACACCAUGCUCUAUCUGGUGUUGUACCUGCAGUCACGUUUCACCUGGCAUGGAGCCCGGCUGCUGCGCCCUCUGACCCAGUUCACUCUCAUCAUGAUGUCCUUCUACACCGGACUGUCCCGUGUCUCCGACCACAAGCAUCACCCCACGGACGUCCUGGCCGGGUUUGUCCAGGGCGCCCUGGUGGCCUACUGCACGGUGUUCUUCGUGUCAGACCUGUUCAAGGCCAAAGGGAGACGUGGCGCCUUACCUUCUCAGACUCCUGUGAGGAAAGAGCUCCUUCCCACAGUGGACAUGAGAGAGAGGAGCAACCAUCUCAUCCUGGCAUGAGACCACCACUACGACACACUGGAACUGAAGGAACCGUGUGGAUGAAGCAGACCAGUAAGGAACCUUGGAACCUCUUCAAGAAUGAGAACAAACCCGAGCGCCAUGUCCUUUGUCAUCUGGGACAAGUCCACCUCCGUCCCAGUCUGAAGGCCAUCAUCUUGGAGGAGGUCUGCCUGUCAAGGAUGUUCCUUCAACUCCAGGGAGAAAUGGCGGCUCCAAUGAAACAAAUUCCUAGAUUGUUAGGAAGGAUGUGUGUAACUUCAUGUAGUUUCUUAGUAGUCCAUUUUGUACAGGAGGGUUUGACCUCGUUUAGCUCAAGACCACUUGAAGGACCCCAAGUGAAGCUAGACAAGUCUUUCUAAAAAGGACUGCAAAGUCAAGGGAGGGCGUUUGAUAGCUGAGGACCUCUUUCUGCUGGCCACUCAACCACUUCAUGACCGUCUGUUACACAGCAGACCAUGUUUGUUACAUAGCAGACCCUGUUUGUUACAUAGCAGACCCUGUUUGUUACAUAGCAGACCCUGUUUGUUACAUAGCAGACCCUGUU